Molecule: messenger RNA, 1809 nt
Organism: Castor canadensis (American beaver)
Lineage: Eukaryota; Metazoa; Chordata; Mammalia; Rodentia; Castoridae
Gene: Hes5
Product: hes family bHLH transcription factor 5
Biological process (GO): regulation of DNA-templated transcription
Molecular function (GO): protein dimerization activity; DNA binding
Source: RefSeq, a predicted model, not a curated record
CCCUCUCUCACCCUCCAUCUGUGGACGGGUGACAGAGCACCUGUUCCAGGACAGUGUGGCCCCCUCUGUUCCCUUUGCCCGGGCAGCAGGUCCCCAUCAGGGAGGGUGCCCGCUCCCCUGGAAGCCGCUGCACUUGUUAAUUCUACAGCUUUCUCCAAUCUGCGCCUGUGGCCUCUGCCAGCCAGCAGUGGGGAGUCGCUGGGGAGAGGAGGGGCGCGGCUGGGGGGGGGUCGCUCCUUCCUGCCCCCUCCCCCUCCCCGCGGCCUGGGAAAAGGCAGCAUAUUGAGGCUCGGGGCUCCCAGCAUCAGGCCCCGGGAUGCUAAUGAGGGCAAGCGCGUUCCCACAGCCCGGACAUUGUGCCGCGCGGCCCACCUGCUCCUCGGGGAGCGCCCAUUGUGCCCGCGCCAAUUCACAGGCAAUUUAGCGUGCGCUAAUGGGCCGGAGCCUUUGUGCGGCCCGCGCCGCCAUUGGCCGCCGAGUGUGGGAACAGCCGCGGCGCCCGGGCCCCAGGCGCCAGGCCGCCGUCCGCGCCUAUAUAGGGCCGGCGCACGGAGCUGUGUCCGCGCCAGCCCGGGACGCCUGGCCCUGCCUGCUCCGCUCCGCUCGUCUCUGGUCUCCUCCGCGGCAGGCAUGGCUCCCAGCACCGUAGCGGUGGAGAUGCUCAGCCCCAAGGAGAAAAACCGACUGCGAAAGCCGGUGGUGGAGAAGAUGCGCCGGGACCGCAUCAACAGCAGCAUCGAGCAGCUGAAGCUGCUGCUGGAGCAGGAGUUCGCGCGGCACCAGCCCAACUCCAAACUGGAGAAGGCCGACAUCCUGGAGAUGGCCGUCAGCUACCUGAAGCACAGCAAAGCCUUUGCCGCGGCAGCCGGCCCCAAGAGCCUGCACCAGGACUACAGCGAGGGCUACUCGUGGUGCCUGCAGGAGGCCGUGCAGUUCCUGACGCUGCACGCCGCCAGCGACACGCAGAUGAAGCUGCUCUACCACUUCCAGCGGCCCCCGGCUGCGCCCGCAGCGCCCGCCAAGGAGCCCCAGGCGCCCGGAGCUGCGCCCCCGCCCGCGCGCUCCUCGGCCAAGGCCUCCGCCGCCGCGCGCCAGCCCGCCUGCGGCCUCUGGCGGCCCUGGUGACCUGGCGACCGAUGGACGCCCCACGAGAACCAGAGGGCGAGCCCGUUCCUCUCGCGAGUAGGGAAGACCUUCCCAGCCGCAGUCCGGCCCCAGGUUGGACGCACCCUUCCCCGGAAGGCUCCCUCUCUAGGCUGGCGGGCCAGCAGGAGGGUCAUUCUCAGAGAAUGUGUGUGCAGAGGCGUUGUCAUUUUAGGAUAAUCAAGGCCCACCUUCUGCCAAGUGUCUGACCCCUUGGGGUUGUUCUGUGUUUGCAUUUCAGCAAGUGACUUCUGGGAAGUCCCCGGUCACCGGGGUUCUAUGAUAUUUGUAGGGUCAGGGGCUUGCCUGCUGGCACCCCAGCCUGUAGAGGACUUUCUUCAGGGCCCGUUGCUGCUGGGCAAGCACACCGCAGGCGGGCCGUGCUGUGGGCACACUUGCCUUUUGUGAAGGCGGAACUCCAGGUGUUAUCCUCAUAGGAAAGUAGUUCAGCCUGCAUGGACACCAAGGACCAUGGGUAUGGUCACAUGGGCUUGGUUGUCUGGUGGGAGCUCAUAGUGGGCUGUUUGGGGAGGGUGGGGUCUCCUUUAUGAUCCUUAAAGGAUUUCUCGUGUGGGUGGGUGCAUGUGGGCACGACUUUGUACUUAGAAUUUAAACUCAGUCACGUGGGAGUCCACGGAUUACUCUGAAAGCAUCUAAUAAAAUCUG